Ficedula albicollis (Collared flycatcher) is the source of this 3777-nucleotide messenger RNA. It is a transcript of the gene CLEC16A, whose product is annotated as C-type lectin domain family 16 member A. The record is from RefSeq and is a predicted model, not a curated record. The transcript has 25 exons. The coding region runs from base 37 to 3270 and encodes 1077 amino acids. Gene Ontology annotation, cellular component: endolysosome membrane; late endosome. Lineage: Eukaryota; Metazoa; Chordata; Aves; Passeriformes; Muscicapidae. Gene Ontology annotation, biological process: endosomal transport; regulation of autophagosome maturation; endosome to lysosome transport.
AGGGCCCGCGGGCCGGAGCAGUCUUCCGCCGCCAGCAUGUUCGGCCGCUCCCGCAGCUGGGUGGGCGGCGGGCACGGGAAGGCCGCCCGCAGCAUCCAUUCCUUGGACCACCUCAAGUACAUGUAUCAUAUUUUGACUAAAAAUACAACAGUAACAGAUCACAACCGCAACCUGCUGGUGGAGACUAUUCGUUCCAUAACAGAGAUCCUGAUUUGGGGGGAUCAGAAUGACAGCUCAGUGUUUGACUUUUUCUUGGAGAAGAAUAUGUUUGUGUUCUUCCUGAACAUCCUGCGUCAGAAGUCUGGUCGUUAUGUGUGUGUGCAGCUGCUGCAGACUCUGAACAUCCUUUUUGAGAACAUCAGCCAUGAAACGUCCCUGUACUACCUGCUCUCUAAUAACUAUGUGAAUUCUAUUAUUGUCCACAAAUUUGACUUUUCUGAUGAGGAGAUCAUGGCAUAUUACAUAUCAUUUUUGAAAACUCUUUCCCUGAAGCUCAAUAAUCAUACUGUACAUUUCUUUUAUAAUGAGCACACUAAUGACUUUGCUUUGUACACUGAAGCUAUUAAAUUUUUUAACCACCCCGAAAGCAUGGUCAGGAUUGCUGUUAGGACUAUAACUUUAAAUGUCUACAAAGUGUCAUUGGACAACCAGCCUAUGCUGCAUUACAUUCGAGAUAAAACUGCAGUUCCUUAUUUCUCCAACCUCGUCUGGUUUAUUGGCAGCCACGUGAUAGAGCUGGAUAACUGCGUGCAGACUGAUGAAGAGCACAGAAAUAGGGGCAAACUGAGUGACCUGGUAGCAGAACACCUUGAUCAUUUGCAUUACCUUAAUGAUAUCCUUAUCAUUAACUGCGAAUUUUUAAAUGAUGUGCUGACAGACCACCUACUUAAUAGGCUCUUUCUUCCCCUCUACGUGUAUUCAUUAGUAAAUCAAGACAAGGGUGGAGAGCGUCCAAAAAUAAGUCUCCAGGUUUCUCUGUAUCUUCUUUCUCAAGUUUUUCUGAUUAUACAUUAUGCUCCCUUGGUGAACUCCUUGGCUGAGGUUAUACUCAAUGGGGACCUCUCAGUGUUUUCUUCUAAGGUUGAGCAAGAUAUACAGAAAAACUCAGCAAAGUCAAGUAUCAGGUGUUUCAUAAAACCCACAGAAACACUUGAGAGAUCUCUUGAGAUUAACAAGCAGAAAGGGAAGAAGAGGAUACAGAAAAGACCCAACUAUAAAAAUGUUGGUGAAGAAGACGAAGAGGAGAGAGGAUCUGAAGAUAACCAAGAUGACCUUGAUAAAAGCAAAGGUACAGAAGCAAGUUCAAAGGGUGUAAGAACAAGCACUGAAAAUGAAGAAAUAGAGAUGGUAAUCAUGGAGAGAUGUAAGCUGUCAGAGUUGUCUAUCUCUGCUGUCACAGAACAGAAUACAACAGAUGAAGAAAAAAGUGCAGCUGCUUCGGGGAGUGAGAUAACAAACUGGAACAGGCCUUUUCUUGAUAUGGUCUAUAAUGCACUGGACUGUCCUGAAGAUGAUUACUAUGCCCUCUUUGUGCUCUGUCUUUUAUAUGCAAUGUCACACAACAAAGGACUUGACUCAGUCAAGCUGGAGAGAAUUCAACUUCCAGCUCAGCAUGCUGCUGAAGAGAGAAAUUCGUAUAAUCAUGUCCUUGCAGAAGGGCUCAUCAGGAUAAUGAAUUAUGCUGCACAACCAGAUGGAAAAAUUCGUUUGGCAACACUAGAGCUUGGCUGCCUGUUGCUGAAGCAGCUUGUGUUUUCCAAAAAUGGCAGGAUCAUAAAAAGUGUUCACCUUGAUUGUCUUGAGGGUGCAAGGGAGGAAAGUGUUCAUCUCCUUCGUCGUUUCUAUAAGGGAGAAGAAAUCUUUCUGGAUAUGUUUGAAGAUGAAUACCGGAGUAUGACAAUGAAACCUAUGAAUGUAGAAUACUUGAUGAUGGAUGCCUCGAUCUUGCUACCCCCAACGGGGACACCACUGACUGGGAUUGAUUUUGUGAAAAGGUUGCCUUGUGGAGAUGUGGAAAGAACACGAAGAGCAAUCAGAGUUUUCUUUAUGCUCCGUUCACUGUCACUGGACUUGCAAGGUGAGCUGGAAACUCAGUUACCACUCACGAGGGAGGGAGAUCUCAUAAAGGCAGAUGAUGUUCUGGAUUUGAAUAACAGUGAUCUGAUUGCUUGUACAGUCAUAACAAAGGAUGGGGGUCAAGUUCAAAGAUUCCUGGCUGUGGAUAUUUACCAGAUGAGUUUGGUUGAACCAGAUGUUGCCAGACUCGGAUGGGGAGUAGUUAAGUUUGCAGGCCUUCUGCAGGAUAUGCAGGUGACCGGAGUAGAGGAUGACAGCAGAGCCCUGAACAUAAUCAUUCACAAGCCUGCCUCAAGUCCUCAUUCGAAGCCCUUCCCGAUCCUCCAGGCCACGUUUAUUUUUGCAGAUCACAUUCGCUGUAUCAUCGCCAAGCAGCGUCUGGCCAAGGGCCGCAUCCAGGCUCGGCGCACCAAAAUGCAGAGAAUAGCAGCUCUCCUGGAUCUUCCUGUUCAGCCUUCAGCUGAAGUUAUGGGUUUUGGACACAGCUCUGGAGCUGCAGCCCAGCACCUCCCAUUUAGAUUCUAUGACCAAUCCCGGCGUGGGAGCAGUGACCCGACAGUGCAGCGCUCUGUCUUUGCAUCUGUUGACAAAGUCCCAGGCUUUGCUGUAGCUCAGUGCAUAAAUCAGCACAAUCCAUCCCCGCUCUCAUCACCAUCCCCUUCCAGUGGCAGUGGCAGCACAGGGCGCUGUGAUUCAGUGACUGCAAGCUCGACAUCCACUCCUUCUGCUGCUCAGAGCCCAGCAGGUCUGGCAGGAAAGGACGCCGGCGGGUGUUUAGUCUGUCGGAGGCUGACAGUCACGGUGGACACUGGGUUUAGUCCUUCCAGCAGCAGCUGCAGCAGAAACUCCCGCAAUACCCACUCAGACGAUGCUUCAGUUCCAGAGCAGCCUCCGAUGGCCAGUCAGACAAUGCUGACUGAUGAAACUCUUUCAGCUGUUUCAAAGUCUGGCAAAAAUGCUGUAAAAGCCAGUGACAUAGCAACAGCCAGCCUGUCUCCCAGCCUGAUUCCUGCACAGCAGCCCACGAUAUCCUUAAUCACAGAUGACAACACGGACACGCUGAGCGUGGAGUCGCUCACCCUGGUGCCACCAGUUGAUCCACACAGCAUUCGAACAUUCAGCUGCAUCCCUCAGGCCUCUCUGCAGGCUGAAGCUGACAUGGUGAAAGAGGUAGUGGGAGAAUAUUCUGACUAAAGCCACCAUGCAGACUGUAAUAAACUAUGAGGGAAAUGCAACCAAAUUGUGAUUUGUUUUUUCACUGGGAGUGCAGAUACUUCUGGAGGCCUCAGAGGCCUCAGAUCCACACAAAGGGACCAACUGGUGACAGAGAUUGUCAGCAGCUUUGAGAGCCAACUUUGGAUACUCAGCAUAUCUGAACUGGAGAAGAGAGAAAACCCCCGAACUUUUGAACCUGGACUGGUUCUUUCCUACCAGUUUCUGUUAUACAAGAACAUGCAAGUAUUUCAGAGGAUCUAUUGUCUUUCUAAAAGAAACUAAUUAAUUGUAUAAGGUCUACAGUAUUAUGGCAAAGUGAAGACACUUUUGGAUACCCAGCUUCAUGGUACUGCAUUAUUACGUCUCUGAAAUGAGAGACGUGCCAUUGACCAGAAAAAAUUUAUAUUAUAGGACAGAGGUAAAACUUCCUUUUGAGUCAAGGUGUGUUUUUUCAGUUUGUUUGGUUUGGGGCUUUUUUUUUUUUUU